AUGGUUCGCUACCCUGCUCUUGCCCGUCCUGGUCGACUGGGAGACAUUCCUCUCCGCAAUCGCACGGUCAUGGCCUCAUUGACUCGCAACCGAUCCGACCCGGACACGUACCCUUGCGAGGAGAAUGUCUACUAUUACAGCCAGAGGGCCAAGGAAACUGGUGCCGGGCUGAUCAUUGCCGAAGCCGCCUACAUCUAUCCCCAAGGCUCUGAGUGGCUCCAUGCCCCUGGCAUUUACGACUCCAAGCACGCCCAGGCUUGGAAGAAAGUCGUCGAUGCGGUGCACGAGGAGGGCUGCGCCAUUGUGGCUCAAUUGCACCACGUGGGCAGAAUUGCGCACCCGGAGUCGCCAGAGCAAGUAAAGUCUGGCCAUCCCGUCUACGCUCCCAGCCCGGUGGCGGCGCGUGGUGGCAAGUUCCGUCACCUUCCUGGAAAGCCAGGCUUCGUAGUACCUACGCAACUUGAGGACUUUGACAUGGUCUUCGACGCAUACGAGAACGCCGCACGCUGCGCCAAGGAGGCGGGAUUCGAUGGCGUCGAGGUUCACGGCGGCAACGGCUACCUUGUUGACGAGUUCCUCACCGACACCUGCAACCGCCGCACUGACGAGUGGGGAGGCAGCGUCGAAAAGCGAUGCCGGUUUGGAUUGGAAGCCAUCAAGCGGUGCAUCAAGGUCUGGGGACCGGAGCGCGUCGGUAUCAAGCUUUCACCGUGCGGCGGCUACAACGACAUGUACUUUUCCUCGCACGAGGAGAACAUUGCCACGCACAAGCACAUGGUAUCCGAGCUUGACAAACUGGGUAUCGCUUACAUUCAGCUGUCGCAGUACAACAGCGGUAGCGACCCCACGCAUGGCGGUGUGCAUCAAGGAUUUAAGCAUGACGUCGUGCGUACGUACGGUCCGCUUGCCAAAACGUCCAAAAUCCUCGCCGUCGCAGAAUACACAGGCGAAAAGGCAAACGAAGAGGUUUCGGCCGGGUUGGUGGAGGCCGUCGCCUUCGGAACUCUGUACAUGUACAACCCUGAUCUCUAUCACCGCAUCCAGCACGACCUCCCCAUCAACUCCGCCGGUAACGUAUGGGCCCACUAUAACAUUAUCGAAGGUGACGUUCGGAAGGGCUAUUCAGACUAUCCUUUCAGCGAGGAGGCAACCGUCGUCGCGACUCCUAUCACUUCCGUAACCGCCUAG
This is a messenger RNA of Apiotrichum porosum, 1188 nucleotides long. RefSeq lists its product as uncharacterized. NCBI's taxonomy places the organism in Eukaryota, Fungi, Basidiomycota, Tremellomycetes, Trichosporonales, Trichosporonaceae. Gene Ontology annotation, molecular function: FMN binding; oxidoreductase activity. The coding region runs from base 1 to 1188 and encodes 395 amino acids. The transcript is spliced from 5 exons. The record is from RefSeq and is a predicted model, not a curated record.